AUGCAUCGAAAAGUUGCCAUCUUUUUGUUUGCGAUCAUUGUGAUUGCUAAUUCACCUACUUCAUGUAUUGCUAGUAGAUCACUAGUACUAGAUGGUGAUGAUGCAACACCAAAUUCAAAUACUUUCUAUACCUCUGAGUAUGCCCCCACCGAUGAUGAUGAUGACUCACAAUUAAAGGAGGCCUUCUUCCCAGAAGCAUGGGGAUCUCGACCAAUGAAGACAUUCGAUGUUGGGAAUAAUAACGCCGAGACACAAGAUGAUUCGCAUCAAGCCUUCCUAGAAGCAAUGGGAGCGCAAGAAAAUACUUUCAAUGUGAUUGAUUAUGGUGCUGUUGGGAAUGGCCAAGCUGAUGAUUCAAUUGCCUUCCUCAAAGCAUGGGGAGCUCUGUGUGUAUCAACAACUCGAGGCAUCGCUACCCUGGUUGUACCGAAAAGUAAAACAUUCUUGUUAAAUUCCGUGGCUUUCCAGGGUCCUUGCAGGUCAAGUAACAUAAAUUUCCAGAUACAAGGAAGUAUUAUUGCUCCAAAUAACAUUGGUGCAUGGAAAAACAAGGACAAAUGGAUUCAGUUUGCGAAUGUGCCCGGUCUUAUGAUAAACGGCGGAGGUCGAAUAGAUGGCAACGGUGCCGGUUGGUGGAAAUUAUGCGGGAACAAGAAAUCACACUGCCAGCGACCAACUAGUCUCCACAUCCACAAAUGUGAUGGUUUCCUGCUGAGUCGCCUCACAUUCUUGAACAGCCCCAAGAAUCAUAUAAGCAUCAACAGCUGCAAUGGUGGCCGGGUUUUCGGACUCUUAAUUAGUGCUCCGAAAGAAAGCCCUAACACUGAUGGAAUUGAUAUUUCUUCAUCCACCAAACUUACCAUUCACAAUUCUCUUAUUGCAACUGGCGAUGACUGUAUUGCCAUCAAUAGUGGUUCAUCUUUUAUCAAGAUUAAUGGUGUUAAAUGUGGACCAGGCCAUGGUAUUAGUAUUGGAAGUCUUGGUCAAAAUGGAGAACAUAGUGCAGUGGAAGAGAUUCAAGUAAGCAAUUGCAGUUUCAGAGGCACCCAAAAUGGAAUGAGAAUCAAGACAUGGGAAGGCGGCUCAGGAUAUGCGAGGAAGAUCACCUUUGAGGGAAUUACAUUUACAGACAUUGAGAACCCAAUCAUAAUAGACCAGCACUAUUUUGCUAAUCCUACUUCAGUAAUGGACAUAAACAAGUGCGUACAAGUGAGCGAUGUGACAUUCCGUAACAUUGCUGGAUCUUCCGGUGUUUCGCAAGCAAUUACAUUGGACUGUGGACAGAAUUGCUGCACCAACAUUAUAAUGGAUAACGUCAAUAUAAGAUCGGGUGUUCCAAACAAGGAUGUUUAUGCAUACUGCAACAAUGCCCAGGGCACCUCUUCCUUCUCCACGCCUUACGUCCCCUGCCUUUCCCAUUAGUUCACAUCCAACAUAUGUCUAAGUAGGUUUACUAAAAGAGAGAAAAAAAACCAUAUGCCUAAGUACCUUUCUAGGUUUAAUUAGUUAAUAAUAUUUGAUGUAAUUCAACGAAUUACUAGUAAUUAAUUAAUAAAAAUUGUUC
Messenger RNA from Malus domestica (apple), 1564 nucleotides. Its product is annotated as probable polygalacturonase At3g15720. Gene Ontology annotation, molecular function: polygalacturonase activity. Lineage: Eukaryota; Viridiplantae; Streptophyta; Magnoliopsida; Rosales; Rosaceae. The record is from RefSeq and is a predicted model, not a curated record. Gene Ontology annotation, biological process: carbohydrate metabolic process.